AGCUACUUUCCCGUCCCGAGAUCUCCAGAGUUGCUCGCUGGAGUGUGUAAGUAGUUGAGCGCAGGCCACGCCCCCCGAGCGUGGUGUCAGAGUGAAAGAGAGGCUCUGGUUGGUCGGCUUGGCGGACAACAUCUGCUCGACUCCUUCAUUCAAGUGACACCGGAGCUUUGAGGGAUAUUUGAGGCACCAUCCGUUCCCUUUCCUGGCCACUUCUCGCACUUGUACCAGCGCCGGUCGCACGCUCCGAGCGAGGCUUGGGAAAGAUCCGGGAUCUCUCGUCUUGAUCACCCCACGCUGCGCGCACACUUUUUUUCUUGCAAAGAAGUGUGUGUGUGUGAGAGAGAGGGCGAGCUCUCCUCCGGUCAGUGCUGUUGGCGUAGACAUCGGGGCCAUGCAUGCUGCAGAGUGGUUGGGGAAAUUCGUGACCCUGGCUUUGGUCUUUGCAAGCUUGGAUCCGGUGGUGGGCACGGAAGCCACCAACCCUCCGGAUGGUGCCCAAGAUAACAGAGCGCCUCAGCAAAAAGGGCGCCUGUCUUUGCAAAACACAGCUGAAAUCCAGCACUGUCUGGUCAAUGCUGGUGAUGUGGGGUGCAGUGUAUUUGAGUGCUUUGAAAACAACUCCUGUGAGAUCCGAGGCUUACAUGAGAUCUGCAUGACGUUCCUCCACAAUGCUGGAAAAUUUGAUGCCCAGGGAAAAUCCUUCAUUAAAGAUGCUCUGCGGUGCAAGGCUCACGCCUUACGGCACAAGUUCAGCUGCAUCAGCCGCAAGUGCCCUGCCAUCAAGGAGAUGGUGUUCCAGCUGCAGCGAGAAUGCUACCAGAAGCACGACCUCUGCUCGGCAGCCAAGGAGAACGUCCAGGUCAUUGUGGAGAUGAUUCACUUCAAAGACCUGCUGCAGCAUGAGCCGUAUGUCGAUUUAGUGAACACCUUGCUCACUUGUGGAGAGGAGGUUAGAGAGGCCAUCACUCGGAGUGUCCAGGCCCAGUGUGAACAGAGCUGGGGCAGCCUGUGUUCUAUCCUGAGUUUCUGCACCUCCGUCCCACAUGGAGAUUUCACCCUUGAACCUGAGAAGAAGCCAAAUGAAGUCCCCAGAUCCUCUAUUAGUCAAGGGGACAUUAUAGUCCACCCUGAACCUGACGCCAGAGAGAGCUCCCGAAACACCAGAGGGGAGAGAGGUAGCAGGCUUCCUGGGAAUGCCCAAACCCGCACUAAAGCUGGGAGCCACAAUCCCAAAGCAGCUCACGGGAUUGUCGAACAGGCAGAGGAACUGUCUGACUUCUCUGACAUCCGGAGGUGAAAGGAGGAUGUAGCUCUUCUUUCCCCCUGCACCAGAACCUUCCUCCAUUGAGUUCAUCUUCUUAUCUAGGGGCAUUCCAAAAUAUGUACAAUAUAGAGGGGUGGUGUCAGGCAUAGGGCAUUGUGGGAUAUGUGGCAGUGACAGUGUAUGUAUUAUAAGUAACAGAGGACAAGCAACAGCUAUUGGUUAUUGAUUGUAUCCAGCAAAUUUGAUGUGUAGGUGCAACAAAAUGUAUUCAUGUAAAUCUUUUCAUCUCUUAAAGAGGGGAAACGGGAGAUUAGAUGCAGGUUUGGGGUGGUGGUUAGGGGAUUUGCCCACAUUUUAAUUGGUGAACAUGUAGACCAGGUUCAACAUUGAGACUCGAGGCAGAAAAUAAUCUAGUCUCCACUCUGUUAGAGGCAAUGAGGUGCUCCAGAUCAGCUGUUGAGAAACUCAAAUACAGAGCUCUGCAUAGGGGACCUUGGAAAUGCAAACUAAAUUGUCUGUCUGAGCCAUUGAUCCUGUCUAAGUGACACCACCUGCCUUAAGUGUCCCUUGCAUUGGUUUGGGUGGCUCUUAGCUGACCUCUUCUGCUUUUUGUUCCAGUUUCCUUAGGAAAUUGGCUGAUGAGGGAAUCAGUUUCUGGACAAGGACAUUUUCAACCAACCCAAAAUCAUGCCAAUUUCUUUUUUCUUUCCCCCUCC
Lacerta agilis (Sand lizard) is the source of this 1980-nucleotide messenger RNA. It is a transcript of the gene STC2, whose product is annotated as stanniocalcin 2. Gene Ontology annotation, biological process: intracellular calcium ion homeostasis. The transcript has 4 exons. NCBI's taxonomy places the organism in Eukaryota, Metazoa, Chordata, Lepidosauria, Squamata, Lacertidae. The record is from RefSeq and is a predicted model, not a curated record. Gene Ontology annotation, molecular function: hormone activity. Gene Ontology annotation, cellular component: extracellular region. Bases 392 to 1297 code for a protein of 301 amino acids.